This is a messenger RNA of Bemisia tabaci, 6764 nucleotides long. RefSeq lists its product as uncharacterized. The record is from RefSeq and is a predicted model, not a curated record. NCBI's taxonomy places the organism in Eukaryota, Metazoa, Arthropoda, Insecta, Hemiptera, Aleyrodidae.
CAGAGCAUCGUCUAAAUACUUAUAUCAUACGUCCCAGUCACCUGCAACGAAACAUUUCGCGAUUAGACAUCCGAAUCGAGCGCGGAACCCGCCACUCUCUCGUUUAUAUUUUUGUAUAGUUUUGUAGAUUUUUCAUAGUUUCCCUUUUUUUACAUCGGAGGUUCGGUCUGUGUCUCAUACCCUCUGAAGUAAAGAUUCACGAUGUUCCAGGAUGCUAUUGAGCUAAUGAAUUCGUGAUACCGUGCCCGGAAAGUGUGCGUGCGGGUGCCUUCCUGAAUUUCUACGUAGUGCGUUCGAGGUUUUUUUGAGCCUCAUCUUUCGUCGUGUCUCAGCUUGUCGCAGCUUGUCGCAGCUUUUGAGCCAAGUUUUUUGAACGGAGGAAGAUUAUGGGAACCCAAUAUUCACCUCAAAUAAGGUGAAUUAUGCAGCCGGGUGCACUGCUGACCAACAGUUGGCGAAAUGCAUCGGAACAUGGAGGGAGAUGCACCACUCCCGCGCAAUGGAACGUGUCCGGCAAAGUGUCGACGAAAUGCUUCUGGAACGCAUGUAAGGCAUUGUCUGUUGGUCUACUGCUGAUGCUCAUUGGUGGCAGCAUGGCAACGAUAGGCUACUACGCGGAUCAACAAAGCGCAGGGAACGAAACCCGAGGGAACUCGAGCGCUAGCAAUGUCUGGGUCAAACACGACGCUCGUGGAUUCCACCUCAACAAUCUGUCUUACGCUGGCCCGAUUGUCAUGGGAGUUGGAGGGUUCAUUGUGGUGGCGGCUUGCGUGAUGACGUUCGAGGCCCGGGAUACGGCGGCGAAGGUGGCGGCGGCGCGAGGGAAGGCGAGCCAAAGCUCGACGCACCGCGCAAGCAAGCACAGCCCGCGGGAGGGGACCGGGAGCAAGCAGACCAGCUUCCGGGACAGCGAGCGCCGCAAAACCAGCAGCUCCCAGCUCAACAAAUGGGACUACGGCCAGGGACACAAGGGCCGCUGCGACAGCUUCGUCGAGACCUCCAGCGGGCCCCGCUCGCCUAUCUCCACCGAGGUGAUGUCGCGGCGUGCUCUGACAGCGGCCUUCAUCCAGUUCUCGCGGACCCUGGAGCAGGGCCCGAACCCCCUGGGCAAGAUCCCCCUCAGCGUGGCUGGGAUAAACCGGUGCCCCUCAGCGCCGAGCCUGGUCGACUCCGAGACGAAGGAUCUGAAGCUGGGCGGCGGCGGUGGGGACUCUCCGAUCCUCUUCAUGUCGGCCAAGGCGUCGCAAGUGUUGCCCUCCCGGAUGGCCGUGCCGAGCAGCUACAUCUACCAGCAGCGCCGCGACCGGGUCGCCCCCGGCUCCGGCUGCACCCUCCUCAACCCGCACAGCCUCCUCAAGCGGCAGGCCAUGUCCGUCGACAUCCCCGACUACUGCUCCUUCUUCUCGCCCCCGCGCACCCCUCAGCAUGUCUCCCGACAAGGCUCCGGCCACAGCGGCAGCCGCGAGUCCGUUGGGGGUCCCGAUCCCAUCUCUGACAACUCGCUCAGGUGUAUGGAGGGACAGCAGAACCGUGAUCGGGAGAGAGGGUCGCAAGCAUCGAUGGCGAUGGACCUUCACUUGCCGGACUACCCGGUGACUCUGAGGAUCAAGGAUCGCACGAAACAGGACAAGAACCAAGGACCGUCCAAAUCGCCGAGCUUCCAGCGCCGCCAGCUGCUCAGGCGACAGACCCAAAUAGAACAUCACGAGGCGGACGGGUAUCAGCAAGAGGGCUUGGAGUCUCGCUCAAUGCCUCACAGCCGACAGGAAUCCUUCGUCGCCCGACUGUCCCCGCGCUCAAGCUUCGACGAUUCAGCCAGGAUGCGAAUCCUCGAAGCCCCACGAGACUCCAUAGCAGGGAUGGCGAAUCAGAAGUACAAAUACUCCCGCGCGAAAACCUUCGACGAGUCGUCGGCGGUGGGUUCGACGAAGGGACGACAAAAAGGCUCUGGGAAAAGACGGCAGAGACGCAAAUCGGACGACCGGAGGCGGUGCUCGAUCCCGACCCCAGAACCGACGACCCCCGUGAGCCCCCACCGGCGGAGAUCACCGGCCGCCUCCAGAGAGAUCUCGCCGGCCGCCUCCAGGAUGGACGCCUUGAAUCUCAAGGAGCAGUAUGAGCAACCACCCGGCAGCCCGAUGACCGUCAUCAACAUCCAGAGUCCCAUAAUGAUCCACCCCACAGCUCAAAGUACCGAUAAGACUGAUCAUAACGCUAGCGUACAAGUCCAUGAAAAUCCCAGUGCCGCAAACUAAAUACCAUUGCCUCAUGACACACACUGAAAAAACAGUCCGGCAUGUGGAAGUCAUACUUACGGGCUGCAUAGACAUACCGUUCACUUUCCAGGCUCGGAGGCCGAAAGUUCCGGAUGUGACAGCCGGAGCAGUUGAAGUUACGGCUCCAGCAACUUCCGGCCUCUGAGCCUGCAACCGACGGUAUGUCCGCACAGCUCGUGACUUUUUUUCCAGUGCAGUGGGUCCGUUUCGCAAAUUCAAAAACCCUCACUUUUUUGGCAUUGUUGUGUUCAAGUGCGGUUUGUAUAUUCUAGCCUCAGAACAUUUUUAAAUAUUUCUCAACCUUGUGAGCUUCCUUGAAAUAUCUCACCGAAAUUUCAAAUAUUCCCGAUCUUCCUUCUCUUUCAAAGGAUCUGGAGAAAGUUUACUCACUCAAAAUGUUCAAAAAAACCAAAUUUAGAUGUGGAAAAAAUUUAAUUUUGAAAUGUAGUUCGUAUUAAGAGGGGAACUUCACGCCUCAUUCAAAAGACACGGCUAAAAUACUGUCAAAAUGAGAUUUUUUAAUGUUGUAAACUCUUGUCGCACAUGCUCUGAAACCAAUCCUUUAAUAAUGAUGAAGGCCAGUAAAACUGAAAUUACCGAUGCCGCGUUCAGAAUUCAUCUGGGACUUAUUAAAGAGGCUGCUCAGGGAUUAUCUAGACAUGACUGAACCUCACUCGCAUAGCUCUGUCGUGCGCAUUACGAAUAUUAAAAUGCAGGCGCCGAGCUUCGGAAAUAACUCUCUCCAGGAAAGUGUAAAUUAGCAUUCUCUCAAUCACAAAUACGCUGGCACUAGCCCCUAUCAAGUGAAGACGAGCUCAGGUUGGCUAAGACAAUCUCAUCACGGAGGGGGGAGGGGAGAGAAAACUUGGUACUUCCCUUAACUCCUUUGGCUACGUGCCUGGACUGCUUAAGCGGUAUCUAUCGAUUGUUCAACUUGAAGGGAUUUGAUGAGACAACCAGUGGCGUGGCGUGAAUUGCGAUAUAUCGAUUGUUAUGCUACUUAAACCUAUGAAAAAAGAUCGAUUAUCAGGGUGUUCGCAGCGAACACCUUAGCAAUCGAUUCUUUACCGUAGCCUCAAAUGGCGAGAUAUCGAUAAUCGAUUAUUCACGCCACGCCACUGGAGACAACAGGAGAUGGCGAGACGAGGUCGGGUCUCCUCCUGGAGCGAAAAGGUCAUUCAUAAAUUACGUGAUGGAAUUUUCAUCUUUUCAAACCCUUCUCCUUUCGUGCGCAGUUAUGUCCAAGUCCUGAGGCAAACCCCCACCCGCAUCCCCCCACACACAAAAAAACCGUAGCGAUCUGCCUUUGCUCUUUAUUAGAGAAUUUGCAGGUGUCUGUUUGUGAAUUUUAUGUUCAAAAUGAAAUUACUACGAGAACUGAGCACAAGGAUAUCCUUGGUUUCUAAAUUGAACAAUUAUUGGAGGAAAUAGGACAAAAUAACCUAAUCUGCUAAGAUACAUAUGUUUGAAUGGGAAAUGCCGCCGGAUGACGUCUCAAGGCGACAAAUUAUCUCACUUUUAAAACAAUUUUUCUACAAUUCCCCAUGUUAGAAAAAAAUAAUGAAAAAUACCGCGAACUCAGCUCAUUACGCACUCUCAGAUGAAGCAAUACAAUUAUGUGUGAAAAUUCUCCAUUCAGCAUCGACAUUUUCUAAUGAAACAGUGGCAUAUAAUUUUUGCAUGGUUUUCUUAUAGCUUUUUUUACAUUCGAUUUUGUGGAACAUCAAAAAAAUUCAUUAAAAGUUCAAAAAAUCACUCUCAAGGAGAGGAAAAGCUAAUCAAAAUCCGAUCAAUCAAAAGCCGAAAGUCAAAUUGACGUGACAGGAGGCUUUCCGCGAGUGGAUUUGGUUGACUCUGUCGGCCAGAUCGGUAGGGCUGUAGCCCGGCUAAAAUCAGAAACUGAACUCAUUUCCUUGAGAAAUUGUGGCCAAAGUUUGCAUCAAUCCACUUUCUGACCCACCUCGGGGCCCACCAUGAACCUCAUUAAUGAGCAAUGAGAUGAACAAUGAGUAUACUUCGCGCGAUUUUCAGCCUGGCGCCGGAUUCGGUUUGACUACCUUUCCCUCCAGAACCCUGACAUCAUUUGUAGACGGUCCUUUCGUUUUGGAUUUUGGGGUAUUAUUUCUCUAAUUCAGAUGCACAGAGUGGCCCUACACGCACUGGUGGAUUUUAGGAAAAUGGUGGAAAAUUACUUGUUGACCAAUGCUCAUCAAUUUGAAAUUAUAACCUCUAGGAACAUGGAAACCGCUCCCAUCCAAAAUUAAGCAUUCUUGGAUUCUUAACCCGACACUUUCGAAGCCAUAUCAACAGUGAGGUUGAGUGAUUAUUGAAGAAUUCUUUCCGUUUGAAGUUCCGGUUGGCGCCUCUCUCUAAUUAAUUAGAGUGAAUGCUAUUCCGGUUAAAGUUUGCCAAGUGAGGGGAAAUAUUUUCUAACCCGUCGCGUAAAAUUCUUUAAAAGAAAGAUUUACAUCCGGCUGUCUGGCAAUGUUGUCCGGCUCCCCACAUUCCAUGCGUUCCCUUCCCUCACCUCUUCAACUCCUUUGCAACUGUAAGCAAAGCUCCCUUCUUACUUCCCACAGCUCGCAUUGGUACUGCCAGAUCGCUCCAGAAAUGUAUAUUUUUUGGAACAUCCCAACUACAAAAUUUUAUUUCCACUAAUAAUUUUGAAACGAUAAAACUAAAUUUUACUAUAAGUGCGCUGCAAAGCUUAAUUUACGAAUUUAACUUCCUUUUAAAGAGAUCACAAUAACAAGAGAAGUGGUAAAAAUUACCUGCAGCCCAAAGUAAUCGCAUGGAGAGGAACUAAAAAUCUGUGAAAGCCGUAAUUCAGAUGCAACGUAUUUGAAUAACAUGAAAUUUUAGUAGGCUGUCAUUUUUUUCGUUCAUUCUUUUUCGGCAAUUGAUGUUUAGACUUGGAGGUAUAUAUUAGGUUACCCUCGAUGAUUUUGGAAUAUUUUUAUAGGUUCACCACGAUAUGUUUGCUUAAUUUUAGUGAAAAAUUAGAAAAAUAGUCUUGUAACCAAUAAUGCUCAAUGUGAUUCUUUUAAAUGUUAACGUAUUUUUAAGGCUAUAGGGCUCGAGCAAUAAUUCGUAACAAUUCGAGUAAUAGAUAGGAAUGAUUUUAGAUGUGACGAACCUGCGAACUCAGUAGGAUCUUAGAAUUAGCAUAUCUGGAAAAUAAGUUAACUCAUAGAUAUGUUCUUGUUUUCCUUCUCUUUUUUUUUAAAAAAAAAAACCGUCAUUAAAUUAAUGUGUAAGGAAUAUAAAUCGAAAAGCCCGUACACAUCCAUUAUGAAAUGAAUGUCGAGGUAGAAGAGGAAAAUGAAGGAUAAAGUAGGAAGUCCGCGAUACUGUUUCGGAACGACGAGAGACAGAAAAAAUGGAAACAAAAAACUUGAUGUUAUUCGCCUGGUUUCGAAAAACCAGUGAAUGAAAAUUCCCUACAUAUUUCACACUUAUUCCAACGAAAAAAUGCACGCUUUUCGAUACUGGCAGUAAAACUACAAAACCAUAAAACCACAAAGAAGGAAGCAUGCCCAAAACGUUUGCUUAAAAAUGUUUAUGCAUGUUGUUUUUUAGGUAAGUGUUCUAUGGAAUGUUAGCUUGCUGUUUUUCAGUUUCAAUCAUUGUUUAAUAAUUAAUAUGUCCUCUGCAAAACUUAUAAUCGUUGAGUAAAUCUCAUUUACAAUUAGUUGACACAACUCCUCGUAUAAAUUAAAUUCAAAGGAUAGCCUUUUUCCUUGAAUUUUAUACUCGUAAUAAUAUUUAUACUCAUGUUAUUUUGGAAACAUUUUCGUUAGCGUAAUUUUUUUGAUGAAUUUUUAUAUUUUUAAAACUGUAUUCCACACUUAUUUUUAAAAUAAUUCCUUUUGGUUUAAUUACGAGUAUUCAAAAUAAUAUGUUACAUUCAAGAUCUAUGUAAAUGAUUGCUUAUUUCUAUUAGAGGAUUUUGCACACAAAAAAAUGACGCAAAUCUAGGAUGAUGAAGGUGACUAUUCAGAACCUCACAGACGUAAUUUUACGUAAAAAGAACAAUGUCUUUUGCUAUUCUCACGAGCACAACAACAAGAAAUUAAAAUGUUUUUAAAACAAAUUAUAGAAUUCCCAUCAUAAUACAUAAGUGCGUUAGCUAUUGCAGAUGUACCUACGUUUUAAUACUGCUUUCUCCGCGCUCCAAACAAUUGCUCGCAGUAUAUAGUUUGGUGGAAAAAAAGAAGGAGAUACAUGUUUUAAAAAAGUAGCAAAGCUCGGUGUUACAGAAGAAGAACGUUCCUUUUAGUUUCAAAUUAUUUAAAGCUUUACUCGUUUGUUUCCUCGUUAUCAGAGAUUUUCAACCACCACGUUUCUAUUUUUCAUGACAUUAAAAAAACGAUUAUAAAUUAAAUCCUAAAAGUGGAAUAAAAAAUAUAUUCUAAUUUUUUUUCAAAAUCAGGUUCCUUUUUCAAUGUCGACACUCACAAGGUAUGAAUAAAAUUUUGUACCUACCUA